Molecule: messenger RNA, 2860 nt
Organism: Phalaenopsis equestris
Lineage: Eukaryota; Viridiplantae; Streptophyta; Magnoliopsida; Asparagales; Orchidaceae
Product: protein ENHANCED DISEASE RESISTANCE 2-like
Exons: 22
Coding region: 515-2665 (716 amino acids)
Molecular function (GO): lipid binding
Source: RefSeq, a predicted model, not a curated record
GACACCUUUUCUCCCUGCGCUCCUCCCUCGGUUGGCUCUCUCGAAACACCUCGUCGUUCGAACAGCUAAGAAAGAGAGCGAGAGGGAAACAAAUCAGAUGGAGCGGAGAGACGCGGGGGGAGAGAUUUCCGGGGUUUAUUUACUCUCUUUUUCUCUCAAUUUCAUCAUCUUUUCAUUAUUUUCAGCGCUGGCUCAAAGUAGGGAGGAAGAGGGAGGAAGCGGGGUUUGCUUCUAUACCUCUGAUUCCGACCACUGGGGUCAGAGGAUCGCCCAUUCCAUUUCUUCUCAAGUAUCCGUGUUGAAUGCCUUUUGCAGGUUACAUUUUGGCUGGACAUUGUUUUGAUUCCGAUUAUUGGAUCGUCAACGUUUUCUUCUUCUUUAUCUUCUUCUGCUGAGAGAGAUUCUCAGCAGAAGAAGAAGAAACAAGGCAAUUUGAGUACUUAUUUAAUGGAUUUGGAGUUCUUGUGAGAGGAAGGAAAGGUUCGUCCCAAGAGACUCGCCGGAAGAGCAGAGAAUGGAGGGCUGGUUGUAUCUAAUCCGGUCAAAUCGAAUCGGCCUGCAGUAUUCUAGGAAAAGAUAUUUUGUCCUGAAGGAGAACCUCCUCAAUUGCUUUAAGAACAUACCCAAAUCAAAUAGAGAGGAGCCUCUAAAAACUGCGUUGAUUGAUUCCUACAUACGGGUCACUGACAAUGGAAGAGAGAGCUUCCAUAGAAAUGUUUUCUACAUUUUUACACUCUAUAAUUCUUCUAAUCACAAUGAUCAACUUAAGCUGGGAGCUAGAAGCUCAGAAGAAGCAGCUAAGUGGAUCCAAUCGUUAAAAGAAGCAGCAAUGAAGGAAUGCCCAAGUGAUGGAGCGAAGCCUGUUCAAUGCUCGAAGUCAAGGCGUCAUUCAUUUAGGUUAGUCCAAGCUAGAUGUAGAAAUCGCCUGCAUUCCAUAGAUUGGACAGUUUUCACAACUGGGUACACUAAGCGAAUGACCUCCGAUGUCAUUGCACCAUCACCAUGGAUAAUUUUUGACUGUAAAAAUGGCUUGAGGCUCUUUAAAGAGGCAAAAAAUGCAGCUUUUCUUGGGAUGCAUUGGGAUGACCAUCCAGCUAUAAUGGCUGUAGGUGUGGUUGAUGCACCCUCAGAAGUCAUUUUCAAGACAUUGAUGUCUUUUGGUCUAUCGAGAUCUGAAUGGGAUUUCUGUCUAGCCUUUGGCAGCGUGGUCGAACAUCUUGAUGGUCAUACUGAUAUUAUUUACAAGAAAUUAAAUAGAGAUUGGUUGCCAUGGGGGAUGAAAAGAAGGGAUCUACUCUUAAGACGUUACUGGAGGAGAGAAGAUGAUGGAACAUAUGUUAUAGUAUACCACUCUGUUUACCAUCCAGACUGUCCACCUAAGAGAGGCUAUAUUCGUGUCUCCCUUAAAAGUGGUGGAUAUGUCAUAUCUCCAGCCAACCAAGAAAAACAUUCUGUUGUCAAGCACAUGCUUGCAAUUGAUUGGAGAUUUUGGAAGCCUUACUCUUUGACUUCUUCAUCAAAAUAUAUAACAAUCAGGAUGCUGGCAAGAGUUGCAGCUUUAAGAGAAUUUUUCCAAGCAAAACAUGGAAACUAUUUGAGCUCCAAUUUCUCAUCUAGUGAAAGAACAAGGGAGAUACUUUCGCCCCUUCAUGAAAAAGAGUAUAUAAAGGAGGAAGUCAAGAUGGCUAGUGAUAGUAUUAAGGGUGAUGAUUCUGAGGAAGAUUUACAAGUUCUUGCUUCUCCCAAACAUGCCAAAAUUGGUGGAUCAAUUGUUCAACUUAAUGAUGCUGUUGAUGAAUUUUUUGAUUUGCCUGAUGAAUCUGAUUGUGAUGAAUCAGAGGCUGCAUGGCCUCCCAAUGAGGAUGCCGUAUCCCAGGAACAACGCCAUCCCAUGUUAACAACAGCAGCUGUUUUAGUGAAGAAAUUACAAGAUCUUUCAGGUCAAAGGAGGGGUUAUGCUGAACUGAAAGAAGCUUCGGUGCGUGGUACAGAACAUUACAGCUAUGGGACCACUCUUCCAAAUGACUCAAGUUGUAUGACCAAAUGUAGUUGGAGCACCGCAGAUCCUUCAUCAUUUCUAGUUCGCGGUGAAUCCUACUUGAAAGAUCAUAAGAAGGUUAAAGCCAGCUCUACUUUGAUGAAAAUGGUAGGUGCUGAUUGGCUGAAAUCUGAUAAGCGUGAAGAUGAUCUUGCUGGUCGAGUAGGGGGAAUCGUUCAGAGACACGCACUUCAUGGAAGCAGUGAUUUUUUCUUUGUCAUAAACAUCCAGGUUCCUGGUUUGACUGCUUAUAAUCUUGCUUUCUAUUAUGUGCUGGACACGUCAUUGGAGGAUUUUCCGCUGCUAGAAAGUUUCGUCAAGGGUGAUGACGCUUACAAAAACUCGAGGUUUAAGCUCAUACCAUAUAUAUCUACGGGUUCUUGGAUAGUAAAGCAGAGUGUGGGGAAGAAAGCAUGUUUGUUGGGUCAGGCUUUGGAAAUAAAUUAUUUCAGUGGGAGAAACUACCUUGAGCUUUGCGUCGACGUUGGCUCAUCUACUGUCGCGAGGGGCGUCGCGAGCCUUGUACUCAGCUACCUAAACAACCUGGUGAUAGAAAUGGCUUUUGUAAUACAGGGAAAUAGCCAAGAGGAGCUGCCAGAAUUCCUGCUUCCUGCUGGGGACCUGUAGACUGAACUAUCUUGAUGCCACUAAAGCUAUCCACGUUAACUUAUGCUGACAUUAAGAAGUAUCCAUUUAUUUCUUUUUUGUUUACAGGUUGCUACAUAUUAUUUGCUUAAUGUUAUAAUUUGCAGUGUUGUCCAAUGUCAUUUUUCAAAAUAUUUAUUGACAUGUAUCCGUGAAUUUUUAAUAUAUAUUGAGAGA